UUUAACUUUAUUCUACAGGAAAAAGCGUAUAAAGAAUUAUUGGAAAUUUAUGGCACGGAAACUCCGAAGUUUGCACCAGUUAAAUACGAGGAUUUACAACAUAUGCAUUACUUGGAUUGUAUUAUUAAGGAAACUUUAAGACUUUUCCCUAUUGUCCCUAUGAUUGGACGAAAACUGACAGAAGACUUAAAAAUGGGAGAAUUUGUUUUACCGAAAGGUGCAGAUGUUAUUAUAUCACUUAUGGGAAUGCAUCGGAAUGAAAAAUAUUGGCCGAAUCCAUUGAUGUUUAAUCCGGAUAGAUUUCUUCAAGAAAAAACAAAUUGUGUACCAUAUUAUUACAUACCUUUUAGUGACGGACCAAGAAAUUGUAUAGGUUUGAAAUAUGCAAUGAUGUCUAUGAAAGUUAUUUUAGCAACGCUGAUAAGAACGUUCGUAUUUAAAUUAAAUCAAAGCAUUGAGAUAGAGAAAAUCAAAUUAAUUUCGGACAUACUAUUAUCUAUAGAUGAACCUAUAAAUAUUAGAAUUGAA
Messenger RNA from Atta colombica, 528 nucleotides. Its product is annotated as cytochrome P450 4V2-like. The annotation marks the transcript as partial. The transcript is spliced from 3 exons. NCBI's taxonomy places the organism in Eukaryota, Metazoa, Arthropoda, Insecta, Hymenoptera, Formicidae. Gene Ontology annotation, molecular function: oxidoreductase activity, acting on paired donors, with incorporation or reduction of molecular oxygen; monooxygenase activity; heme binding. The record is from RefSeq and is a predicted model, not a curated record.